AUGAUAAGGGCCUUCGUUCUCUGUGGACUUGCGCAGAACACCACCUCCUUUACACCAGCACCUCCUUCCGCCUUCGGACGAGGGAGUAGGCAGUAUAAAUUCACCCCGUUCGCGGUGCUGACGACCGCUGGACUAUGUCCUCGUCUGUAGGCGAAGGCGUCAUGACAUGCUGGUGACAGAAGCGACCGGCGGCACCGAUUGUUAGACGGACCACCGCCUCGCCACCCCGAAGAUUAGGCUCCGACUGCAACCUCGCACGAAAGUGAAAGAUAAUCAGCCAUCAGGUAAGUUAUAUACUGUUUUGUUAAAUCUGUUUGCGGGUCGCAUAAAUUUAAGGAAUCAGUUGGCCUGUCGCCUGGAAGGCGAGCAAUCUCCGGACGACGCCGCCAUUGUUGAGAUACAAUGCUGCUAUCAGCGGAAUGUCAUAAAAUAACCAGCUUGUACUUAAAUGGCUACCUACACCAUCAAAGUCAUUGUCGAUUCGACAAAAACAGUGAAAAAAUUCCGACUAAUUUACGCAGGGAAAUAGUCUGUACAAAGACAACAUAAACCGCGGAAUCGACGCAAACAAGACAGUCUGACUCAGGCAUCGUUUUUUGGUGUAGCAACGAGCGUGGGAUAUACAAGAAACCUGGGUGGGUAUCAAGGCCCAAAGAUACAAGUAUACGCGGACCACAAUUAAACGAAGAGUUUAUUCGCUUCCAUCUGGGAGGUUUACAACCUCCGCCAAAGGAACUGCUCCGCUGCUCAGUUCCAACGGAACAACAUUCCUCAUGGAGAAAUUGCGUAUCUGAAGCACGGAGUCAAGUACUUCAGAGGUAUACGUAACCGUUCAUACACGGUCUUCCACACCAUUUUUAAUGGGCUUCUCUAAAAUGGAAAUCAUUACAAACAUGGAACUUCCCUCCAAGUAUCAAUCAAGAACCGUGUAAAGGCAUUUCAACGGGAAAGCGCCGAGAUCCACAGCGUUACCGGUCGAACACUUCGAUUAUGACGGCCCCGACUGACGGAAAAAAUUACAUCUCUGUUUCCGGCAACAUGGCGGGGAGGCCAAUUUCCACGCACCUCAAGUAUUCGGCAACCAUCCAUCUCUACAAGCGAAAUGUGAUGCGACAACUCUGUGAUAAUCACUGAGGAAUCCCGCUACUCCGCGUUGUUGGGAAAAUCGUUGCUGCGCCCUAUCAGCCACAUACAUCGCAACUACCAGCAAUGUGGACACGUUCCCGAUAUUUACCCACUGCUAUCGCGCCUUCAUAUUACACAACGUCCCGGUUUUUUACCUGCGAGUCCAUCCCAUUGAGACCGGCGAACCAGUGACAGAUAUGUCGGCAUGCAUGUAUUGCAUAUGCUUCAACUACCCAGAGAGCCCACGGAUAGUCAGUCGCGAAUGAGCCUACCCCGUCGAAUGCGCCUUUAUAUAAACCUCCGUCAAGAUGCCCCAAGCCCAACUACAUCACCACACCUCUCCAUAACAGUCCCACAGCGCACCUGUUUUAAGUCAACUAUCUCGGACACGAAAUAGACACCUCUCACAUAUGUGGGUAGCGUGCUUUUGGCUCCUCCACCAUGUGCUCCCUGCGACACUCCCACACAUGUGGAAUCCGAGUAUCCCGCCCCCUUAUAUGAAAUCCUGGUCAGGUCGUCUGUGGCAUGCGCGGGCGGGCUAUUAAGCUAUCGGCCAUUUGCGUCAAAUCAGCGCCAGGUGAAAGAAGUAGCAGUUUCAACGGCGGAGUUAAUAAUAGAUUACCGAGCCUCGAUACACAAAACAUUGCACGAGUAGAUUCCAUCCCGGGGCCUAUUUAAAACUCUUAUCGGGAGUGAUAUUUGACCAAUACACUGCCCAUUAUAUGCAGAUUUAUCACAUGUACAGUCCCAAUGUUUGACGCCAGGACACACUCCAUCCCUAUGUAAGUGCGAGGACCAAAAUGGCAAGUCACGAAUUACCGUGUAAUCAGUUUUAAAGGCAUUUUGGCGAAAAAUGCGGUUGCAAUUAAAAUGCUUGCCUUCAUGCUUUCCUAGGAAAACGAAAACUUUCACUAUCAAUUAAAAAAGAUUUGCCGAAGACAAAUUACACCUGAGCAAGCUACUAGUUACGUUGAAAUUUCUGACCUGGAACCCUGAUAAUGGUGAUUUAUGAAAACGAAAUAUGGCAAACCGUAAUUUAAAACAGCAUAAGCUUCUUCACUUGAACUUUUACAAAGGUUUCAUUGUGGAAAUCUGAUCCUUCCAAGCUAAUCAAACUUUUAGAGUGUUAUCGAAAGUCUGCACGUCGCCCGAACUAUCCGCUGGUAUUGACAUUAGACAAUAACUCAUGUUAGAGCAACUGCUUCUUUUGGUUUCUUUAAAUAACUCGUGGAACUUAUUUCAAAAUAAUUUUAAACCAGAAAAAUGACCAAGCAUCCUUUCAGGGCUGCAUUUCUUGCGAUUAACUGUGACAAACCUCUGUUGUAGUCGCGAUAACAGACUUCACCCUAACUGACCUUGGUUUGGCUAACAUUUCCUGUCCCUUGAUUGCCCACGCCGAGGUGUUAGUCCCGCCUGGUAAGACCUUUUCACCAAUGGACAUUAUAAGCUUAGUUGACUGGCCGCAGACGAGCAUGACUAAUGUGCACUCACACGACUCACAUCGCGAUUAACGACAAUAACGGCUGGCUACUUUCGUGAGGGACGAAUACAUUCCUUGGCUUCAGGCAGUUUGCGCAUUCGUGAUCAGAGUAAACACUGCUCUGUUAAUUUCGUAUUAGUGACUUUUUGAUUGGGAUAAUCAUUCGAUUCACAAGUGUUAUCUCUCUGUAAAUUGGAGGAAAAUUAUGUUUGACUUAGUUAUUCCAAGUCAUCCUCGCUAUUCCCACACGCACGCUCUCCGUAGGACCCACAUAAUGAAUCAGCAUUCAUGUGUUUUGGAAAUGUAUUUGAAAACUGGAAAUUUUUGAGCAAUCCUUAGGGAUUGUUGAAAAAAACUAACCUCCUACUUACUAUAAUGCCUUUACAGAGCUUGGCUAACAAGACGUAAGUAUGCCUUGUAAAUAUGUUGCCUUACCUCAGCUCGUGCACUACUCAUUGGAACGGUUACGCUACAUCUUCUUCGACAUUUAAGACCUUAAUAAAUCUCAGCGCCAAGCAAGGAAAGUCUUAUACAUACUGUGACAUCCAUGUACUGUAAUAUGCCUUUAAAAACCAAAUUUUCCUAUUUUAUUCACCGAUUUACAAAGGUCGACCUUACUGGAGCAGGAGGAAAUUUAACACGCUCAAGAAUGCUGGUAUAAAAGUCUCUGAGCGCAACUACAAAUUGUGCCAUCACGGUUUUUGCAACCUUCAGUCGAAAGUAGGAGUUGGCCGAUAAUUUUUACUCCGGCUGACUAGCCGCUGAAACAGGUCACGUGACAGUGUAGUUAAUGCCUCCACAAGUUUAUUCCCUAGGAACCACUCGGCUCGCACCGCCAAUCAACUCAUCACAUAGAUGCUUGGGGAUGCAGACUAGAUCCUGCAGCUAAAUUCAGUAAGAACUGCGAAUGCACCAGUUCACUUUAUCAAUAAGCAAAAUGACGAAUGUAUCCUUCGAAUUUGAGGAUAGCGGCAUCUAAGGAAUUUUAUUGAUGUAUGUGUUUCUCGGUUGUUUAUCAUUCAGCCUCUUUUGUUUACGUUUACUUCGAGGGCACGUAAUUUUCUUCGACCUGCCUGCACUUGUCGUUAUGUCGACCUUAUGGUUUCUUCGUGUCUUUUUCCUACUGUUUAAGAUGCUUCGCCACCGACGUUAUUGCAGUUGCAAAUUUUCCUGAUACGAUUCUGUAAACACAUCGUUACUUUGUGUUGUGACUCGUGGAAGUAAUUUUCUGGGACUUUUAGGCAACUGAAUAAGAAAUUAUGUCUUCGAGCGCAUACUAUACAAUGUUAACGGAGGACCGUCACCAGGUUCGGAGUCCGAGAUAAUAUUCCGCAGUGUGAAUGUUUUCUGCUAGCUUCGUUUUGCGAAAAAAAUCAUGUUUUGAUUGAAGCUGCCAUGUCGAUUAAAGUUGCAUUGAACUAUAUGGCUAUUAAACACCCUACAUGCUGAUUGUUUUAUUUCACACGUAAUUCGCCGCGCGCGCCUCACAGUUUUUUCCGAAGCGUGGUUGGGUAAGGUCUUUGCCUUCUUCGUGAUUUGUCUGCUUAGUCUCGCGCACCAUGAAGAUUAUUAAGACCACAGAAUCCGUCAAAGUUCCUAAGGGGGUCAAAGUUACGGUUCGUUCCCGUGUUGUCACUGUAAAGGGCAAACGAGGGACUCUCCGCAAGGAUUUCAAACACCUGGCCCUAGACAUCAAGGCGGGUACCCGCGCUGUGCAUGUCACCAAAUAUUUUGGAAUACGUAAGGAGCUCGCAGCCGUUCGGACCGUGUGCACACACAUCGAAAACAUGAUUAAAGGUGUCCAGUACGGUUAUCGAUACAAGCUGAACUCCCUACAUGCUCACUUCCCCAUCAAUAUCAUCAUCGGCGCCGACGGAUCUAGGGUUUCUAUUAAGAAUUUCCUUGGUGAGAAGACAACCCGUGAGAUUAAGAUGUUCCCUGGCAUCAAGGCUAUCAGUGGCGGCACUCAGGACACUCUCCAAAUCGAGGGAAACGACGUGGAGUUAGUAUCCAAGGCCGGUAGGUGAUUCUUCACUCAUCUAUUUUCACUUCAGCCGCACUUAUCCAACAGUCCUGCCAAGCUCGCCACAAGGAUAUCCGGAAGUUCUUGGACGGUGUUUAUGUAUCUCACAAGGGCACUAUCGAGGAAAUGGCAUAA
Spirometra erinaceieuropaei is the source of this 4763-nucleotide messenger RNA. The record is from the annotation of a GenBank genome assembly. NCBI's taxonomy places the organism in Eukaryota, Metazoa, Platyhelminthes, Cestoda, Diphyllobothriidea, Diphyllobothriidae.